UAAAAGUACCUUAAAAGAAAGAUAUAACAGAAACAAGAAUGGAUCUAGCACACAUACUACACAUGAAUGGAGGCGUCGAUGAAGCAAGCUAUGCAAACAACUCCUCACUUCAGCGAACGACAAUUUCUUUGGCAAAACCUUCGAGACUCAGAGCCAUAACCAACCUGUAUUGCAGCUUGUUUCCUAGAAGCUUAGCCGUUGCAGACUUGGGUUGUUCUUCUGGACUAAAUACUUUGUUGGUGAUCUCGGAGAUUAUAAAUGUUGUGGAAAAGCUUUGUCAAGAGUUGAAUCAUGAAUCUCCCGAAUAUAAGGUAUUUUUGAACGAUCUACCCGGAAACGAUUUCAACAACGUAUUUAGGUCCCUUGAGACCUUCAAAGAAAAACUUUGUAAUGAAAUUGGUCCUUGCUACUUCUUUGGUGUUCCCGGUUCCUUUUAUGGCAGAAUUUUUCCUUACCAAAGUUUGCAUUUUAUUCAUGCCUCUUGCAGUCUUCAUUGGCUCUCUAAGGUCCCUAAGGGUGUAGACAACAAUAAGGGCAACAUUUACUUGGCGACCACAAGCCCCUCAAAUGUCUUCAAGGCUUACUAUGAGCAAUUUCAUAGAGAUUUAUCUCUUUUUCUAAAGUGUCGUGCCCAAGAACUAGUUGAAGGGGGUUGCAUGGUUAUAACAUUUUUAGUAAGAGAAUGCGACAAUCCAUCUAGUUACGGUUGGGAACUUUUGGCUAUGGCUCUUAAUGAUAUGGUUAUGCAGGGAAUCAUAGAAGAAGAGAAACUCAAUACUUUCAACAUUCCUAUCUAUUUUCCAUCUCCAUCUGAAAUAAAAGUGGAAGUUCUAACUGAAGAAUCAUUUGACAUUAAUGGAUUUCAAGUUUCGCAAGUAAAUAGGAAUGAUCUUGAUAAUUGCAAUGCAGUUGACUUAUUUCAAAUGUCUGAAACACUUGCAAAAUGUGCAAGAGCUGUGAUUGAACCUUUGCUUAUUAGUCAUUUUGGUGAAGGUGUGACUGAAGAGGUAUUUAACCGCUAUAAAAACAUUUUACAAGGUGGAAUAUUCAAAGAGAAAAAUGAGGCCACCAAUCUUACCAUAACGUUGACUAAAAAACCAUGAGGAAGACAUGUUUGUUUGGGUUUAAUAUUUGCUAAAUCAUUUUUAAAAAGGUGUGGGUCAUUUUUUAUAAAGACACAAGUGGUGUGUCCUCUGAGCUUAACUCAGUUGAUAGGGACAAUGCGUAAUAUAUGUAAGGUCUGGAGUUUAAACCCGACUACACCAGGAAAGACACAAGUGGUGUGGGUCACUUAGAAGUCGUAAAAUGAUCCUAUUCUAUUUAAUUAAGUUAUGUGGGACUGGUCAAUGGGUAAGUUGUACUCUCAUUAGUGUUUAGCAUUUACCUUUGUUUCUUUAGGUUAUUUGGAUCUUGUUUGUAAAAGUUUGAGUAUCAUCAUUAUACGAUUUGUUUUUUAUAUUUAA
This is a messenger RNA of Medicago truncatula (barrel medic), 1463 nucleotides long. RefSeq names its product S-adenosyl-L-methionine:benzoic acid/salicylic acid carboxyl methyltransferase 3. Lineage: Eukaryota; Viridiplantae; Streptophyta; Magnoliopsida; Fabales; Fabaceae. Gene Ontology annotation, molecular function: methyltransferase activity. Bases 39 to 1103 code for a protein of 354 amino acids. The record is from RefSeq and is a predicted model, not a curated record. The transcript is spliced from 4 exons.